AUGGAAACAGAAACGAACAGUAAAUCAUUGGACAAUGCAGAUGCAAUACAAAAACAUACAAAUGGGACAACACGUAAAACAUACACCAAGCUUGAUUUCUCCUUGGAAGAAGAGGAACAAUUAAUCGAUUUCGUAAAAUCCAACCCUCCAUUGUACAAUCCUCGAGACGAACGUUUUAAAAAUAAAAUGUUCCGAGAUCGCCUGUGGGCAAAAUUUGGGGAAACUAUAAAAAAAACAGGUCCAGAGUGCAAUAAAAAAUGGGUGAAUAUUCGUGACACAUAUAACAAGAACAAAGGGAAAAAACUAGGCACUGGAAGUGCAGCCCUUGCGAAGAAGAAACGCAACGAUCUCUUGGCUUUUAUCGACGAAAUUGUAACCGUUAAUAAAAAAACCACAACAAAUAUCGCCGGCAAAGAAGACGAGAAAGAAAACGUCAUUGACGACGACAUUGGGUCUGAUGAAGAAUAUUUUCCUCGAGUGAAAAGAAGACGAAGUUCUUCAAAUAGCGAUCAUCUAAAGUUUAUGGAAAACAUUGCACAGACAAUGAAGGAAAACAACACGAAAAGAAAUGAAAUACUCCAACAUAUGUUGACCGAACAAAAACCCCAAUCAGAACUGGAAUUGUUUUUUAGUUCGAUUUGUAAAACCGUUGAAAAAUUUUCCCCCAUCGACCAAGUUCGGGUAAAGAUGCAAAUAAAUCAAAUGGUUAGCGAAACCGAACUCGCAAUCCUUGAAUGUACAUGUACAACCAAAUAA
This is a messenger RNA of Sitodiplosis mosellana (orange wheat blossom midge), 756 nucleotides long. RefSeq lists its product as uncharacterized. Lineage: Eukaryota; Metazoa; Arthropoda; Insecta; Diptera; Cecidomyiidae. The transcript is spliced from 4 exons. Gene Ontology annotation, biological process: regulation of transcription by RNA polymerase II. Gene Ontology annotation, cellular component: transcription regulator complex; nucleus. The record is from RefSeq and is a predicted model, not a curated record. Bases 1 to 756 code for a protein of 251 amino acids.